Hylaeus volcanicus is the source of this 2481-nucleotide messenger RNA. Its product is annotated as 27 kDa hemolymph protein-like. NCBI's taxonomy places the organism in Eukaryota, Metazoa, Arthropoda, Insecta, Hymenoptera, Colletidae. The record is from RefSeq and is a predicted model, not a curated record. The transcript is spliced from 4 exons. Bases 396 to 1316 code for a protein of 306 amino acids.
GCAAGCGUUCAGCAGCUCAGUAUUGCUCGGCAUCGGAGUGGCGUUCAUGCGUGUUCGUGGUAUCUCGUAGCUCUCUCCUAUACGUUUCGAUUCAUCGUCUCGCUCUCUCGUUUUCGUUCCUCUCUCCCUUUCACCGACUUCCCGACAACGUUGACACAUUGCUGCACGCCUCUCAUAACAAACAGUGCGGAGCUCGGACUGCUCGGGCACACAAAGCCACCACGGUAAUCGUAAAUCGUAAUGCGUAGCUGAAGGUGCAUUUCUACGGUCUCUGGUGUGUCGUGUAUGCGCGUAUCGCUCAGGAAAAAUUCACCGGCACUGGCAUAGCGUUUCGACGUUGUCUCCGCCGCUGUUCCCGCCCGAACGUACACUUUGGCGAAAAGAAGAAAUUGGAAAUGACCAAGUACUUGACAGCCACUGUCGUGGUCAUCCUCUGUGGUCUCCUUGGAUAUACCAACUCACAAGGAAGUUUACCCAACACGGAUGAAGUAUUAAACAAAGUUUCUAAUGUCUUGGAUUUAAACAGUCUGAAUGUAUCUUCGAUACCAGAUUUAGAAAGCCUUAACACAUCGGCGAUACCGGCUUUGAAUGAUGCGAGGAAUCUGCUCAAACAAAAAUGUGAUCAAAAUGGGGGAGAGGGUGCAUUUGAGACUGCCGAUCGUGCCAAAGGUGAGAUAGCGCAGUGCCUUAAAUCAUUUGUGAAUGUCACGAAGUUGCAAGAAGAAAUGGAAAAAUACAAACCUACCGGAGAUUUGGAUAUUGUGUUCAAAAAUUAUUGCCGCAAAACUCCUAUGCUUAAGAGCUGUGUGAGCAACUUCACAGCAGCCAUAGAGCCUUGUUUGGAACCUAAAGAAAAAGAAAAUAAGAAAAUAAUUCAAAACAUUACGGACUCUCUUCUUAGUUUCAUAUGCUUUAAAGAAGGAGAUCGCAUUGCUCUUUUCAUAUCUGCCGAUGGGCCAGAAUGUUUGCAAUCGAAGCAACAAGAUAUUGGAAAUUGUCUCAAUGCUACAUUUGGUAGUUACUUACCUCCUGUUGAUUCUAAUGGUGGACUUUUAGGAGGGUUGGAAAGUCUUCCAUCUCUUAUUCUUGGACCUAAGGAGUGCUCGGAUGUUUCCAAACUUCAAACUUGUAUCGUGAAUAAACUGGAAACAUGUUCGGAUCCAACACCAGCGAACAUUGUAGAUUCUAUAUUCAACUUUAUUUUCCGAGUAACGCCGUGUCGAGGUUUAACAACGGCUCGAAGUGCUGCUUCUUCUAGGUCUACAAUUAGUUUGCUGACGACAAGCAUAGUAUUUUUAUUAUUAAGAUUCGUCUGAAGAAAAUUCAAUUAAGUUUUGCAUAUUAUACAUAUCACAAUUCAGCGUCAACGAAUACAUGCGAUUAAAUAAUUUUGUAAUCAAUUAUGUACACAUUUCUUUCGAUCAACAUAUGUUCCAAUGAAGUAUGUUACAAGAUGUGAUAUUUCUCUUUCAUGUAAAAUAUAAUUUGAACUUAGACGACAUCGACGAAGAAAGUCAGGUAACAUAUUCAAGAAAUAGCAAAUGAUUUCUUUCUGUUUGUAAUCUUUAUUUAUUAUCUAAUUGAAGUAUGACCAUUAUAUGUGGCUGAAACGUUUUAAUAAUAAUCGAGGUGCUUUAGAAAAGACUGACAUAAACUCGAGACAUAAAUAUGCGGCACAUUGGACAGACGUUUGGUUUAAUGCAUGAUAUCCUCUUGUUUGGCAAUGUUUUAGAAGAGAAAACGUGUAGUUAUUGGACGGCUGUCCAACGUGCCGUGUAUGUAUGUUCUUACUAAUAUUCGUAGGUGUCCAUCUGUACACGUAAACAAAAUCUAAAUGUAAACUAUACUACAAUAAGACUAGCUCUUCUUGACUUUGCUACACUUUGAAUAUGUUAAAUUUUGUACCAUAGUUACAUAUUUGAGCAGGUUGAUACGAUCUUGUAAUAUAAAUAUUAUUAAUUAUAUGCAAUAAUACAACUUGUAUUAAUACAAAAACUCACACAAAUUGUAUUCAUCAUUCACCUUUGAUUUUGCUACAUUGUAGACAUUCGAGUUCUUGUUUUUUAGCGUUUCAAAAUGUGUUCUCAACUUUGAAUCAGAGGUACGAAACGAUUCAUCGAUAUAUAUUGUUAUAUCGACCUCCUUAAGCCGAAACUAUGAAUGUACGAUUCGAUGAAUUUUGAAAUUCGUAGUUUUGAUAUUUCCAAAAUGGACAAUAACUGAUAACGACAGUUAUAUUCACGAAUUAAAUUUACAUAAUAAUCACCAUUGUUAUCUAACGUAUACAUUUAUCGUUUUGGCAUAAAGCUAAAAAGACAUUCAAUGAUUUGAUACAUAUCUUUACUAAAAAAAGGGGGACGAUAUUAUUUUAGCAACGAAAAUGCGUCGUUCUUAAAAAGAAAAACUUAAAAGUCGUUUAUAUUUUUUUAACGUUGUUUUUAUACUUCAAGAAUAUAAAAUAACAUACAAUUGUUACAAGAA